Molecule: messenger RNA, 12613 nt
Organism: Austrofundulus limnaeus
Lineage: Eukaryota; Metazoa; Chordata; Actinopteri; Cyprinodontiformes; Rivulidae
Gene: fras1
Product: Fraser extracellular matrix complex subunit 1
Biological process (GO): anatomical structure morphogenesis; cell communication
Cellular component (GO): membrane
Molecular function (GO): protein binding
Source: RefSeq, a predicted model, not a curated record
GGGCACGGAGGUGGGACGUCCUCCAGGAGAGAAGGAGGACCAGAAGUGGUUCAGAACACCGCAGAAAGUCUCUGCGCUUCCCCCCGCAGUCCGUCAUGCGUCUCGGUGUUUGAAGCGUCCCGGCUGCCGCUGGAGGACACCCAGCACCCCGGAUUAUUUCAUUAUCAGACUUUAAUCCGCGACCCGCACAGCUGUGAGCAAUCCGACAUCAGAAGAGAGAGAGAGGGGGGUUGGAAAGACCUCUCCUGGAGACCGGAUCGAGCCGCAUUCCAGCCCCGGAGCGCAGCGCUCAGGACCCGGACCCGGCGCGCUCCCGUUCCCCCUCCUCUGCAAAACCCCCCCCAAAACCUGGAUCUUGUUUCUGCUUUCAGGACACAAACGAUGGCCACAGAGGAUCGGAUCAGUCUGAACUAGAACCACAAACCCAAACCCAUUCUCUUGCCCGGACCUGGACCUGGACCUGGACCUACCAUGACUGGAUGGUGGAUCUUAGUUGGCGCUGUGACCGGGAUCCUCACCGCCCCCACCGGGACGCAGGAACAACACGUCAUGGAGGCCCGAGUCGUGUCAGGAGUGUACCUGCUACAGCGACGUGCCUAUCUGCAGACCCAUCCACUGUCCCAACCCCCGCUGUGACUUCCAGAGGGGUGAAUAUUUGAGAAUUCCUUCGAACAAAUGCUGCCCAGAGUGCGUCUCCCCGUCCCAUGGCUCCUGCCGCCACGAAGGAGUUACGUACGGACACGACAGCCAGUGGAGUCCCUCUCCCUGCUCCGAGUGCGUUUGCUCCAGAGGGGGCGUGUCCUGCAGCGCUCACACCUGUCCCCAGCCCACCUGCUCCCAGGAUCAGACCCUGUUCGUCCCCGCGGGGGACUGCUGCCCCAAGUGUGCUGGAGGGGGAGAGUCGUGCGCCUGGCAGGGCCUGGUCUACAGGGACGGCGAGGAGUGGGAGCCCAGCUUGUGUUCCAGAUGCUCCUGCAGCGGCGGGAGGGUCCGGUGUUCAGUGGUCGAGUGUCAGCAGGUGGUCUGCAAACCGCAUGAGAACCUGGUGAUCCAGCCGGGACGCUGCUGUCCUCAGUGUGUGUCCAACCCCUGUCUGUCUGCUGGACAUCAGCACCAGCAUGGAGAGCAGUGGCAGAAGGACGACUGCACCACGUGUGUGUGUGACGGGGGUCAGUCGAAGUGCCACACACACACCUGCCGGCCCGUCGUCUGUGACCAGGGUCUGACCCGAGUCAGGCGACCCGGUCGGUGCUGCGACGAGUGCGUUCCCGCCAGAGGAAGCUGCCUGUACCAGGACGCCGUGCGUUAUCACGGAGACGUGUGGAACGGCACGGCCUGCGAGUUCUGCACCUGCGACCGAGGCCAGGUCCUCUGUCGGCGAGCCGAGUGCGGCCGAGUCCAAUGUCCCCAGGACUCGGAGCUCGUUCACUUGCCGGGGAAGUGUUGUCCAGAGUGUUCUCCUGUCAAAGCUUCUUGUCUCUACAAGGGGAAGUACUAUAAGAACCGGGCCCGGUGGGCCGACGGCGGAUGUCGGGGGUGUGAGUGCCGCGAUGCCCAGGUGACUUGUUAUCUGCAGUCCUGCCCCACCUGCCCGCCGGGCAGCCUGUCUGUCACAGAGGAAGGUGGAUGCUGCCCCGAGUGCCUCCAGGUUCUGUGCCACACAGACUGCCUGUCCUGUUCAGGGUCUCCUGACCACUGUGAGACCUGCAGAGACCCUAAAGCUUUUCUCCAUCUGGGUCGCUGCCUUUCCGUCUGUCCGGUGGGUUUCUACGCUGAAGGACAGCUGUGUGCAGCGUGUCAGCCGUCCUGCGCCACCUGCUCCAGCAGAUUAGACUGCCUGUCCUGCGGACCCCAGCUGCCCCUCCUGAGCCCCGACAGAACCCGGUGCCUUGCUGCAUGUCCUCCUGGUUCCUACCAGCGCGACCACACACACUGUCACCGUUGUGAAGAGUCGUGCUCCGAGUGCGGCGGUCCGAGUCGGCAGGAUUGUUUGUCGUGUUCCGACCCGGCUGCUCUUCUCAAAGAUGGCGUUUGUGUCUCUGACUGCGGCGCUGGGUUCUACAACCAGGACGGCGUCUGCUCCGCUUGUGAUCCGUCCUGCGCCUCCUGUUUCCCUGACGCCCCUAAAUGUAUGAGCUGCCCCACAGGGACCACACUGCAUCAUGGGAAAUGUAUUUCUCAUUGCCCGACUCAGCAUUAUCUGGACAGCCACAGCAGGUGCAGAGCCUGCCACAGCUCCUGCGCCUCCUGCUGGGGUCCGUCGGUCUCCCACUGCACCUCCUGUCCAGGUGGGCUCCUCCUGCACCUGGGUCAGUGCGUGGAGGCGUGCGGGGAGGGUCUGUACGCUCAGGACAACACCUGCCACAACUGCCACCCGUCCUGCCGGUCCUGUUUGGGCCCCCUGGCCUCAGACUGCCUCAGCUGCCUGAAACCAGAGGAGGUUCUCCUGCCCCAGAGCGUCCCCCUCCAACACGGCGUCUGCGCGGCCCGAUGUGCCACACGGAGCUUCCUGGACGACACGCGGACCUGCAGAGAGUGCCACCCGUCCUGCCUUCACUGCACCGGACCAUCUGCAGAAAACUGCACCUCGUGUUCCUCCCCGUCCAGCCUGCACGAGGGCCGCUGUGUCCCCACCUGUCCACAAGGUCUCUUCACCCGAGACAACCAGUGUCAAGGCUGCCAUCCAUCCUGCCAGACCUGCUCCGGUUCCUCCCAGGCCGACUGCACCUCCUGCGCCCCGCAGGCCUCCCUGCAGGACGGCGUCUGCGAGACGAGCUGCCAGGAGGGGCGUUUCCUCAGCGCCGCCUCAGGAGAGUGUCUCAGCUGCAGCUCAGACUGCCAGCGCUGCACCACCGACCUUCAGACGGGGGUCGGCAGCGUCUGCCUGUGGUGCGGCGCUCCCAGGACCUGGCUGCUGGGCGAUCACUGCGUCCCUCACUGCCCCCCCUCUCGUUACGGUUGGCACGGAGCCUGCAUCGAAUGCCAUCCUUCAUGUGAGACCUGCAGUGGGGCGGGGCCUCUGUCAUGCUCGUCCUGCCACGCCGCCAGCGUCCUGUUGCCCUCAGGUCUUUGUGCCCCUAAAUGUCCCAUCGGUUACUACGAUGACGGCCGUCGGAUCUGUCAGAGAUGCGACAGUCAGUGCCGAACGUGCGACUCGGCCGGCGCCUGCACCUCCUGCCGCGACCCGACCAAGGUUCUGCUGUUCGGAGAGUGCCGCUACGACAACUGCGCUCAUCAGUACUACCUGAACGGCACCGACCGGACCUGCAGAGAGUGCGACUGGAGCUGUAACACCUGCAGAGGUCCGCUGCGGACCGACUGCCUGCAGUGCAUGGAGGGCUACGUGCUGCAGGACGGGGUCUGCUCACCGGGCUGCUCCGCCGGCUUUUAUCAGGACGGAGACAGCUGCUUCGCCUGUGACGAUCACUGCGUGACGUGUCAGGGUCCGGGACGCUGCCUGGACUGUCGGUCUCCGUACUCCGUCCUGCAGGGCCAGUGUGUCCUCCGGUGUGGCAGGAACUACUUCCUGGAAGCCUCUAAAGUCUGUAAACCCUGCUCGUCUGACUGCGCGCUCUGCGACGGCGUGGGACGCUGCAGCGUUUGUAAUGAUCAGACCUUCCUGAUGGAGGGCUACUGCACCCCCGACUGUGGACCCGGGUACUAUGGUGAUCUGAAGACCAGGACCUGCCAUGUCAACACCGUCAGUCCUGUCCUGCACGUUAACGGGUCCCUGCUGGUCCCUCUCGGUGGUUCUGUCCCGCUGCUGCCCGUCCUGCUGCAGGUGAAGGACCGGGACAGUCCGUCCCAGCGGCUGCUCUUCCAGCUCGUCCACCGUCCCACCAACGGGCAGGUGGUCCUGUCCACGGGGACGGGCCUGCAGGAGCUGGGCACUGACGACACUUUCACCUGGGCCGACCUGGAUCAGGGUCGGGUCCACUUCAGACACCUGCAGGACAAGUCCAGGACUCUCCCCAUGUGUUGUCCGUGCCAAGGACCUGGGUAAAGGAGGGUGGGAUGGUACGACUGGAUAAGAAGUACCUGCUGACCCACUAUAAAGGCGUCGGCUCUGAUGAUAUUCUCUACACCAUCCUUACCUCAAAUGGGCAACCUAAAUAUGGUGAGGUGGUCCUGGUGUCCAUGCCGGCCGACAGUCCACCUGAAGGUUGGCGUCCCUCGCUGACUGACGCCCGACACUUCACCUCCACGACCUCAUUCACCCAGCAGGAUGUGAACGACGGCACCGUCUGGUAUCGUCACUUCGGCUCGGGCUACGAGAGCGACUCCUUCCAUUUUCAGGUGUCCUCAGAGGUCUCGCCCGUCGUGCAAAGUGACGCUCAGACGUUCACCAUCGGAGUUCUCCCUCAGAUCCCAGGAUUCCCUCAGCUGGCUCCGGAUGUUUGUUUGUUUGUGGAGGCUCUGGAGGAUCAGGUGACGGAGAUCACUCCUUCAGCUCUGUCCUUCAUCGACUCUGAGACUCCCAGCGAGAAACUCGUGUACAACAUCACCAAACCUCUCCUCCCAGGACAAGGGACCAUCGAGCACCGGGACAGACCCUACAAAGCCACAAAGUUUUUCACGCAGGCCGACAUCGACAACGGCAAGAUCAUCUACAGACCGCCGCCGGCGCCGGCCCACCUGCAGGAGCUGUACCAGUUCUCCUUCACUGGUCUGCCAGAGUCACUGAGUGUUUAUUUCACAGUGUCAGACGGUGAACACACCACCCCUGAGCUGGACUUUGCCGUCCUGCUGCCUUCGACCCACCAGCAGCCGCCGGUGUUUCAGGUUCUGGACCCGGUGCUGGAGGUCCAGCUGGGAGGACGGGCCGCCCUCGGCGGGCAGCAGCUGGCGGUGAGCGACGCCGACACGCCUCUGGACGAGCUGGAGUUCGAGCUGGUGGACGUCCCCGUCCACGGAGAGCUGAUCCGCACCGACGACGAGGCGCGCAUGACCACCGGCGACACGUUCACCUUCAGCGACGUGACCCGCAGCGUCCUGCUCUACCAGCAUGCCGGCCUCUCCGCCCACGACGACUUCAUGUCCUUCUCGGUCAGCGACGGCGCCUCCAUGGCCACCGCCACGGUCCAGGUGUCGGUGCUGGGCGGGGCGGGCGACGGGCCGCGGCGGGACCCGGCCGCCUCGCUGUCCCUGGAAGUGAGGGAGAGGAGCAGCACCGUCAUCAGGCGCUCGCACCUGGCCUACACCGACGACUCCUCCCCCGACCAUCAGAUCCGCCUCCAGCUGGUGUCCGUACCGAUGUAUGGAGCCCUGACCCGGAGCCGGUCCCAGCAGGACCCCCAGAAGCUCGGAGAGUACUCCUCCUUCACCAUGGAGGACAUCAACGCACACAAGAUCAGGUACGUGACCUCGUUAGAGACAGGAAGUCAGCCGGUGACCGACGUCUUCCACUUCGUUGUUUACGACGCGGACGACAAUCGCCUCGACGACCAGAUGUGCACCAUCACCAUCACCUCCACGCCCCGACAGCCUCCGGUGGUCACCGUACACGGCGGUGUGCAGGUCCAGGAGGGCGGUCGCGUGCAGCUCUCAGCCAAUCACAUCGCAGUGUCGGGCGUGGACCCGUCCAGCUCCGUCCUGCUGGUCUGGAUCGUCGAUCCUCCGAAACACGGCUUCAUUGAGAACACCUUCAGAGGCGGCUCGGCCGGCGGCUCCCGGAUCACUCCAGGUGUUCCGUUUUCUGUCCACGACCUGACGUCCCACCACAUCUUCUACGUCCAGGACAUCCAGAACCAGCCCCGGUCCGGUCAGGACGGUUUCAGCUUCUACAUCAGUGACGGACACGUCCAGACCGAAACCUUCCUGCUGGAAAUCAACAUCCAGCGGAGUCAAGAAGCCAAAGAGCCGGCGGUGUCGGUCAGCAGGAUCCAGGUGGAGGAGAACUCCGGCGUCGUCAUCACCAACUCGUCCCUCAGCGUCCGUGACGAGGACACGCCGGAGAACGAGCUCGUCUUCACCAUCGUCAGGACCCCGGCGUACGGCAAACUGCGGCGGCGACAGUUUUACUCUCAGCCGCUGGAAAACGGUCGCGUCCUGGCGCGGGGCUCCACCUUCACCUACCAGGACGUCCUGGACCGGCUGCUGGUCUACACGCCGGACACGGUCAACGGGGGCGCCGACGAAAUGGGCUUCACCCUCACCGACGGCGUCCACACCCUCACAGGCCGGCUGGAGUUCACCAUGGACGUCAGGAAGAGCGAGGGACCGCGGAUGACCGUCAACAGAGGCCUGCAGCUCACGGCAGGGUCGUCGUCAAAGAUCACAGAGCAGAACCUGAAGGGCUCAGACCUGGACUCGGACAGCCUGAAGCUGCGGUACGUCCUGACCAAAGACCCUCCGGUGGGCAAACUUCUGCUCAGCAGCAGCAGCAGCCGUGUGGAAAAGGUUUCUGUCAAAGGUCCAGCUCACAGCUUCACUCAGGAGGACGUCAACAAAGGCCUUCUGCAGUUCAGCCAUGAGAAGGGUGAGAAAGGCGGCAGCCUGUCCUUCAAGUUCAACCUGGUGGAUCCUGAAGGCAACAAACUGAUCGACCAGUCCUUCUUCAUCAGCGUGCUCGAGGACCACCUUCCUCCCUCUGUGGAUGUGAACAAAGGCCUGGUGUUGGAUGAAAACUCCAUAAAGAAGUUGACCACCCUGCAGCUGUCGGCCAGCGAUCAGGACAGCGAGCCGGGUGAACUCGUCUACCGGAUCACCUCACCGACGGGCCUCGGGCAGCUGGAGCACGUCGCACACCCAGGUAGCAGGAUCUCUUCCUUCACCCAGGCCGACCUGGCGUCACGCAGCGUCCAGUACGUCCACACCAGUGAAGAAGAGAAGCACGCGGACCAGUUCUCCUUCACCGUGUCCGACGGCACAAACGAGGUUGCUCAGACGUUUUACAUCACCAUCAGGCCUGUGGACGACUCGCUGCCUCUGCUCCAGGUGCCCGGUAUGAGAGUCCAGGAGGGUGUGAGGAAGACCAUCACUGAAUUUGAGCUGAAGGCUACUGAUGCAGACACAGAGGCGGAGUCCAUCGUCUUCACCGUCGUCCAGCCUCCUCGCCACGGCUCCAUUGAGCGCACCGGCAAUGGCCAACACUACCGACAGACCAGCACCUUCACCAUGGACGACAUCUACCAGAACCGCAUCAGCUACAACCACGACGGCUCCAACUCACUCAAAGACCGCUUCACCUUCUCCGUGGCCGACGGCACCAACCUGUUCUUCAUGGUGGAGGAGGCCGGCAAGGAGAUCGUGACCGCCGCUCCUCAGAAGUUUAAGAUCGAGAUCCUGCCGGUGGACGACGGCACGCCUCGAAUCGUCACCAACCUGGGGCUGCAGUGGCUGGAGUACACGGACAACAAGGCCACUAAUUUGAUCAGCAGGAAGGAGCUGCUGACGGUGGACCCGGACACAGACGACGGGCAGCUGGUGUACGAGGUCACGGCCGAGCCGAAGCACGGCUUCCUGGAGAGCAAGCUGAAACCGGGCGGCUCCGUCAGCACCUUCACACAAGCUGAUAUCAAUCUGGGUCUGAUCCGCUACGUUCUGCAUCCGGAGAGCGUCCAGGAAACCAUGGAUACCUUCAAGUUUCUGGUCAAAGACAGCAAACCCAACGUGGUCAAUGACAACGUCUUCCACAUCCAGUGGUCCCUCAUCAGCUUCGAGCACCAGAGCUACAACGUGAGCGAGAAGGCCGGUACGGUCGCCGUGACGGUGAAACGAACCGGGAACCUCAACCAGUACGCCAUCGUGCUCUGCCGCACCGAAGAGGGCAGCGCCAAGUCCACCAGCAGCACCGGGUCCAGUCCAGGCCAGCAGGACUACGUGGAAUACGCCGGACAGGUGCAGUUUGACGAGCGCGAGGACACCAAGGUGUGCACCGUGGUGGUGAACGACGACAAGGUGUUCGAGGGGGCGGAGAGUUUCCACGUGGAGCUGAGCAUGCCCGUCUACGCCCUGCUGGGCGCCAACACGCGCGCCGCCGUCAACAUCAACGACACGGAGGACGAGCCCACGCUGCAGUUCCACAAGAAGACCUACCAUGUCAACGAAAGCCUCGGCUUCUUCCACGCCCCCAUCGAGAGGAAAGGCGACGCCUCCAGCACCGUGUCCGCCCUCUGCCGCACCGUGGCCAGGUCGGCUCGCGGGAGCAGCCUCCACGCUCUGGAGUCCGGCUCGGACUACAAGAGCCGCGGCCUGACCAGCGACAACCGCGUGGUCUUCGGCCCCGGCGUCAGCAUGUCCACCUGCGACGUGAGGCUCAUCGACGACAGCGAGUAUGAGCUGUCCGAGGAGUUCGAGCUGGUGCUGUCAGACCCCUCGGACAACGCCCGUCUGGGAGACGUGGGCGUGGCCAAGGUGGUCAUCGACGGACCAAACGACGCGUCGACCGUGACGCUCGGAAACGCCACCUUUACCUUCAGUGAAGACGCUGGCACAAUAGAAAUACCAGUUUUGCGUCACGGCAGCGACCUCUCCUCUCUGACCUCGGUGUGGUGCGCCACCAGACCCUCAGACCCCCCAUCAGCUAGUCCAGGAGUCGACUACAUCCCCAGUUCCAAGAAGGUGGAGUUCAAACCGGGGAAAACAGAAGAGACGUGCAGUCUGACCAUCGUGGACGACAUCCAGAACCCGACCAUCGAAGGAUCCGAGUCUUUUGUCAUCUUCCUCAGUUCUCCUCAGGGCGCCGUCCUGCAGGAACCCUACGAAGCCAACGUGGUCAUCAGCGACACCUUUCAGGACAUUCCCAGCAUGCAGUUUGAGAAGAGCUCCUACACGGUGAAGGAGAGAGACAGCGUCCUCCACGUCCCCAUCCUCCGGACCGGAGACCUGUCCUUCAAGUCGUCGGUGCGGUGCUUCACUCGAACCAUGUCCGCCAUGGUGAUGGACGACUUCGAGGAGAGGCGGAACACGGACGAGUCUCGCAUCACUUUCCUGAAAGGAGAGAAGGUGAAAAACUGCACGGUCCACGUCAACGACGACUCUGUUUAUGAGCCUGAGGAGGAAUUCCAGGUGCAUCUUGGUACGCCGCUUGGCGACCACUGGAGCGGUGCCAUGGUCGGAGUUAAUGACAUCGUCACCAUCACCAUCACUAAUGAUGAAGAUGCUCCUACGAUCGAGUUCGAGCAGGCGUCCUAUCAGGUCAGAGAGCCCCCCGGUCCAGAUGGCGUCGAAGCGCUCAACAUCAAAGUGAUCCGCCGGGGAGAUCUGGACCGGACGUCCAAGAUCCGCUGCAGUACCCGGGACGGAUCGGCCCAGUCCGGAGUCGACUACAACCCCAAGAGCCGAGUCCUCAAGUUCACCCCUGGAAUGGACCACAUCCUGUUCAAAGUGGAGAUUUUAUCGAACGAGGACAGGGAGUGGCACGAAUCCUUCUCCCUGGUUCUCGGUCCUGACGACCCUGUGGAGGCGGUGCUCGGGGAGAUCACCAUGACCACCGUGACCAUUCUGGACCAGGAGGCUGCAGGCAGUCUCAUCCUCCCGGCCCCGCCCAUCGUGGUCUCGCUGGCCGACUACGACCACGUCCAGGAAGUGACUAAAGAGGGCAGCAAGAAGACCCCCUCCCCAGGCUACCCUCUGGUCUGCGUCACCCCCUGCGACCCCCACUACCCCAAGUACUCUGUGAUGAAGGAGCACUGCGAGGAGGCCGGAAUCAACCAGACCCAAGUCCACUUCUCCUGGGAGGUGGCGGCGCCCACCGACUCCAACGGCGCCCGGUCCCCCUUUGAGACCGUGACGGACACCACCCCCUACACCAGUGUCAACCACAUGGUGCUGGACAGCAUUUAUUUCAGCCGUCGUUUCCACGUUCGCUGUGUGGCUCAGGCCCGGGACAAAUCCGGUCACCCCGGGACGCCGCUGAGGAGCAACGUGGUGACCGUCGGCACCGAGGGCUCCAUUUGCCACACGCCUGUUACCACCGGGACCGCCAGGGGCUUCCAGGCCCAGUCCUUCAUCGCCACUCUGAGAUACCUGGAUGUCAAGCACAAGGAACACCCCAACCGGAUCGUAAACAGCCGGAUGUUUGCGACAGGUUUUUCCAUGACGUUCCCUUCGAGGCGGAUUUUGCGUCGGACGUGCCGGAGCUGCAGUCCAUGGCGUCCAUGCCGGGCGUGGACGGCUUCACGAUGAAGGUGGACGCCCUCUACAAGGUGGAGGCGGGGCAUCAGUGGUACCUGCAGGUGAUCUACGUGAUCAGCCCGGAGUCGCGCUCCGGCCCCAGGCUCCAGCGCUCGCUGACGACUCGGCUGACCCGCCCCAAACGUGACCUGGUGGACCGCGGCGGGCGCCUGGCGCUGGACGAGUCGCUGGUCUACGACAACGAGGGCGACCAGGUGAAGAACGGCACCAACAUGAAGCCGCUGAGCCUGGAGGUCGGCCCCUCCCCCACCUUCAACGCCCACGUGGGCAGCUCGGUGGGCGGGGGCUUGGCCGCCCUGGCCCUGCUGGUCCUGGUCCUGCUGGCGUCCUGCUUCCUGUUCCGCCGCUGCCGGCUGACGGCCUCCAAGGAGAAGGGCUUCCCGAAGCCCUGCGAGGAGUACCCCCUGAACACCAAGGUGGAGGUGUGCCUGGACAGGUGUGUGGAGAAGAACUUCAGCAGCAAGCCCUGCACCGUCAGGAACGUCAACAUCAACCGCAACCAGGAGCCCCGCGCCAAGGUCAAGCAGGUCAACCUGGAGGUGAAGCUCCACAACAACCUCAGCGACGGCACCGAGGUCUGAGACCGGGUCUGACCCGGCACGGACUAAAAUAAACGUGUUUGUACUUCACGGAACCAGAUAUUUGUAUUUUUAUACCACUUUGGACAAAGGGAAGAGUUCAGGCGACCGGGCUACCUCAGGAAUCCACAAACUGCUCGGCUGAGCCAAACAGCCGAAACAGCCGGGCUUCCAAACAUCUUUAAGCUUCUACUUGAUGCUCGUUUCAGCUGAUUUGUAGCUCAAGACACUGUUUUUUUUCUCCUGCUAUUUUGCUGCUUUAAGUGUCGUCACUGUAUCGCUCCGUUAUCCAGAAACAACUCUGAGUUGGUUCAUCCUGAGUAUAGGGAAACCCUGAGUUUGUCACCUUGGGAACCAAACACCUGGAUAUACUUCAGUCAGAAUCUCCGUCCAGUAAAGUUUAACUCUUGAAACAGCCCAACUCUGUGUUUUCAUCUCGAUGAUGACUUUGUGUUGCUCUUUACUCAGGGUUAAGGUACUCUGAGUUAUUUAACAUUAAUGUAGCCUUUUUUUUUGGAACCCCCCUCCUGCUGGAGGUGAUUUAAUUCCAGGUUUGUGGAUUUAACUCCGGGUUUGUGGAUUUAACUCCAGGUUUGUGGUUGAACUCCAGGUUUGUCAACCCCAGGUUUGUGGAUUUAACUCCAGGUUUGUGGUUGAACUCCAGGUUUGUGGUUGAACUCCRGGUUUGUCAACCCCAGGUUUGUGGAUUUAACUCCGGGUUUGUGGAUUUAACUCCAGGUGGAUUUAACUCCUGGUUUGUGGAUUUAACUCCAGGUUUGUGGUUGAACUCCGGGUUUGUGGUUGAACUCCGGGUUUGUGGUUGAACUCCGGGUUUGUGGUUGAACUCCGGGUUUGUCGACCCCAGGUUUGUGAAUUUAACUCCAGGUUUGUGGAUUUAACUCAGAGUUUGUGAAUUUAACUCCAGGUUUGUGGAUUUAACUCCAAGUUUGUGGAUUUAACUCCAGGUUUGUGGUUGAACUCCGGGUUUUUCGACCCCAGGUUUGUGAAUUUAACUCCAGGUUUGUGGAUUUAACUCAAAGUUUGUGGAUUUAACUCAAAGUUUGUGGAUUUAACUCCAAGUUUGUGGAUUUAACUCCAAGUUUGUGGAUUUAACUCCAGGUUUGUGGUUGAACUCCGGGUUUGUGGUUGAACUCCGGGUUUGUCUACCCCAGGUUUGUGGAUUUAACUCCAGGUUUGUGGAUUUAACUCCAGGUUUGUGGAUUUAACUCAGAGUUUGUGGAUUUAACUCAGAGUUUGUGGAUUUAACUCAGAGUUUGUGGAUUUAACUCGAGGUUUGUCGGCCCCGCCUCGCUCCGGACGGCUGCUGUGACAGUUCUGAUGUUCUGCUGUUGCUCCGAGGCUGAAGGGUGAACCCAGAAUGAUGCCUUCAAGUGCCGUUAGGUUUGUUUUCACGCGAGCGAUCCGAGCCUGACUUAGAGACGCCACUUUGACCUUAUGGUUUAUUUUGGUUGGUUAAAGUGCCGCACGCUGUUUUUCUUCACCAAAUUAAAAGAAGUUUAAUCUCAGAGCGUUAAUUUGAUUCUGUUUUCCUGCUGAAGCCUUAAAUCACUUCUUCUAAAAGACGCCUUGGUUCUGCCCAAAGACCCAUCAAUCAUCUCAGACGUUUGUGGUUUUGUUUCUGACUCUGAUGAACCCGUCACAUUAAAGUUACUGUAUUUUAUUUUGAAGUGUCUGACACUGGUUCAAACAUUAUUUAUGUUUUUACUGAUCCAUCCUUUUUACGUUUCCACUGUGUGCCUAUCAAACAGCAAGAGAAUGGGGGGAAAUAACAUUAUAUUUUUGGUGCUACUGAUUUUUGGAGAAAAAAAACAAUAUUUGUAUGAUGCCUGUAUUUGGUGCCUUUUUUUUUAGAAAUAAAAUAAAUUUAAUAUUAAAAA